GACGAUUUGACGGUGCGCGUAGCCUGGUACUCCGGAUUUGUAUUUUGUGUACAGUUGGGAUUGGCUUGUUAGCUUGAUAGCUUCCUGUCAUGCACUCACCCACCCCCACUCACCUACCCGCCCAAGUCCCAUCGCGCCAUCAAUCACCGGGCAGACACUUACUGAUUCCCCGAAUUAUAUAGCGAGGAGGGUGGACUGAAAUGGGAAGGAUGUCAGCUGUCGGGAGUAACGGAGGCGCCACUGGUGGCGAAGCAUGGAAAGCUCAUGCUGCAAUGGCGAUUAUUCAGGUCUUCUAUGGAGGAUAUCAUGUGAUAACCAAAGUCGCUCUCAAUGUUGGGGUUAAUGAGCUCGUCUUCUGCGUAUACCGCGAUGUCAUAGCCCUUUCCAUUCUCGUACCUGUAGCCUACUUCCGCGAACGAAGGUUGAGACCUCCUUUAAAUAGGCAGCUGCUAAUGUCAUUCUUCAUCCUAGGACUAACUGGGAUUUUUGGAAACCAACUUUUGUUUAUGAUUGGUCUUGGAUAUACAACUCCUUCUUAUGCUGCAGCAAUACAACCUGCUGUACCAGUCUUUACAUUUAUUUUGGCUUUGCUGAUGGGUACAGAAACAGUGAAGCUGCUUACUAGAGAAGGUCAAGCAAAGAUUGCUGGUACAUUCGUCUGUGUUUCAGGUGCCAUUGUGAUGACACUGUUCAGAGGUCAGACUGUUCUUGGAUAUAGAGGAUCAGAGUUCACAACUGCACAAAGUGAAAUAAGUGCCAUUGGUCAGCCCGAACCUUCUGGGUGGUUGAUCUCUAGUUUCCUGGAAUUGGGAUUUGAUAAAUGGCGCCUUGGCAUGCUGUGUUUAAUAGGAAACUGCAUUUGCAUGGCAGCAUACCUAGCAUUUCAGGCUCCGCUUUUAAAGAAAUAUCCCGCGAACAUAUCAAUGACAGCAUAUUCAUAUCUGUUUGGCACCAUAUUAAUGGUUACCACAGCACUUUUUACAACAAGCCUGUCAACAGACUGGAGUUUGACACAAUCUGAAGUUAUUGCAGUGUGCUAUGCUGGAACAAUUGCAUCCGCUCUUAACUAUGGACUUCUGACAUGGUGCAACAAGAUUCUUGGCCCUGCUUUAGUUGCUCUUUACAAUCCACUACAACCUGCUGCAUCAGCAUUCCUCUCAAGAAUUUUUCUUGGGAGCCCUAUUUAUUUGGGAAGCAUACUGGGAGGACUUCUGAUCAUUGCUGGUCUUUAUUUGGUUACUUGGGCUUCGUAUAGAGAGAAACAAUCACAGACGGACACACUGUUCUUGAUUGGAGAGACAACAACCUAUAUCCACUGAUAUAUCUUGAAACGCUAGGGAUUUGGCACAUCUUGGUAGCUGGCUUGCAACAAAUCUGUCAAAAUCCAUGUUAAUUCAAUGUCAUGUACUAUAAUGUAUAUAGCUUGGAAUUCAAUAAUUUAAAUACGAUAAAUCAUCUUCACCCAUACCAAAGUACUAGGCUUGGAGAUGGCACCGGUUUGAAUUUGAACCAAACAAGCCGGGUUGUGAUGCAUUACUAUACACAAAAUACUAGGCUUGGACAGAGUAGCUGUUCGAAUUGGAACCGAACAAGAUUGUCAUAUAAAAUACUAGGCUUGCACAUGGUCCCGGUUUUGAACCUAAACUAGAUUGGGGCUGUGAUGCAUCAUUGGUAAGAUGUACCAAUGCAAGGGGAAACACAAGGUUACCAUAUAAUGGAAGUUGCAUAUGUUGGAAGUUGCCUAUUUUUGCUUUUAGUUUGAUAAUACAUGUAUGUUUUAAAUAAUCUUGCGCACGCUCUAAUGCAUUUUGAUUGGUAAUCUUGUUACACGACAAUAUACUUGAAUUGUGAAUACAUGGUUAAUAUAUACUACGUAUUAGAUAUAUAUAUUAUCAAUAUAACAGUUUUGUUAAG
Cuscuta epithymum is the source of this 1914-nucleotide messenger RNA. NCBI's taxonomy places the organism in Eukaryota, Viridiplantae, Streptophyta, Magnoliopsida, Solanales, Convolvulaceae. The record is from the annotation of a GenBank genome assembly.